AUGUUACAACUCAUUCAUAUGCCAUAUGCCUCAUCCCUCGUCGCCUUGAUAUACGGGGAAUAUCUCCUGUUUAAUCCAUCACCCAAGCCCAUGGGAGGGAUCUUGGAUUGUUGCAACAUCCCUGUACCCCGUGUAAGUGAUGCCGGCGGACCACUUUUUCCAUGUGUGCCGAGGUGUCUUUCGCCAGAAGAGGCUUCCUUCUUACUGCUGGAUCAUAUGAAAAUUUCACUAUCCCGUUGCUCAGGAUUGGAUCUAAUUGAAGAUCGCGAGGUUACGGCCAGAGGAGCAAGAUACUCCAGCGUGGCUCAGUGCAUGUGGCUGGUGCUGAUUGUCAGAAAGCAUCAUCGCCGGUCCGUGAUGGGGUCAUACUUUCUUCUUGUCAGACUUGCUAUUUCUUAUGACGCUCUGUCCCCGAGAAAAGAAACGAAAAAACACAGAAGAAAGGAGAUGUUGGAGACUGAUCACGAUUUCGACGACUUUGUGAGAUUUUGGCCGCAAGGUAGCCUUCAAGUUGCAUGCUCGGAGAGGCAGAUUUCAAUCUAUUGGUCGAUGGCUAGCUUAUCUAAGCACACUGAGCUGCUCCGAGCUGUUCCUGUCCGAGACCUAAGCUUGGCACCCUGGGUGCCUUCUCUUGCAGGUGGUACGGAAUACCAGGUACUUACUUUGGCACCCUCGAAAGCCGGGAGGAAAACCAGUAUUCUGGGGCACUCGCACCAUUUUCUGGAGUUUGAUGAACUGCGGUUUACUUUACUCCCAACGAUAUGGUGA
This is a messenger RNA of Colletotrichum lupini, 768 nucleotides long. RefSeq lists its product as uncharacterized. The transcript has a single exon. NCBI's taxonomy places the organism in Eukaryota, Fungi, Ascomycota, Sordariomycetes, Glomerellales, Glomerellaceae. The record is from RefSeq and is a predicted model, not a curated record. Bases 1 to 768 code for a protein of 255 amino acids.